This is a messenger RNA of Cuscuta epithymum, 1607 nucleotides long. The record is from the annotation of a GenBank genome assembly. Lineage: Eukaryota; Viridiplantae; Streptophyta; Magnoliopsida; Solanales; Convolvulaceae.
CGACCCCCCAAAAGAGAUAAGAGAGCAAAGGUAUCCACACAACUCAAAAGGGAAGGAAGAAGGAGAGCAGUCCGCAGGUUCUUUCUUUAGUGCGAAGCUCUUACUGUUCGAGCCAUAACUUGAGAUUUACUCGUCCGAUUAAGGCGUAUAAGGUACCAAAAGAAAGCUCUCAAGACGAGGAAUCCGUGGAGGUCUGGUUUGCAUCAAUCGGAGUAGUGGAAGGCUUCCAGAUUGUCCGAACAAAACGCAACCUCGCAGAACACAGUUUUGCAUUCAAAGAAACGAGUUAACCGGAAAACACCCGUUCUAGGGACUGUUUUCGUGUCAUUCGGUUAGGAGUGGAGCUGGCAGCUGGAGGAGGCUGUUUAACACUCAUUUCUAAGCAAGGAAUCAGUUCUAAAUCAACCUUGACCAAAGCCUUGACCAUUGGAUCAAGAAGGAAAAGUUUAAAGCUCAAUUAAGGUGGAAACAAGAAAUUUUUUGCGAGGCAAGGAAAUUUUGGAAGGACGCCAUGGCAAGGAAAGACAACAAUGUGACCGCCACCAGCCUCCUCAACAGUACUGCCACAAGACUUUCUCCAGAUUUAUCUUCGGAUUCCAUCCGUCUGCUCGAUGACUUCAUGAGAUCCAUCGGAGUUUACAGGACUACCUUUCCGCCUGAAUACCAGGCCAUGGACGCUUUCUCUCGCCUUACUCGCGGUGUCCUCAAUGUCCAGCACAUCCACCCUGGGAAACUCACAUGCCUGCUCGUCGUCAAACCUGCUAUCGUGAAUGGUUUUGGUGGGAUGCACGGGGGUGCGGUUGGUGCAAUAGCUGAGAGAGUGGCGAUUGCUUGUGCUAGAACAGUUGUGGGGAAGGACAGAGAGCUAUUUCUUGGAGACUUAAGCAUGUCUUACCUCUCAUCUGCUCCUCUUAAUGCAGAAGUGAUGGUUCAUGGAUCUGUAGUUAGGAGUGGAAGAAGUAUAACUGUAGUAGCUACGGAAUUUAAACUGAAGGACUCCGAUAAAUUGGUUUACAUUUCUCGUGCAACUUUGUAUCAUACACCAGCUGCAAGUUUGUGAGCGGGCAACUCUUUGCUCAAACAGGUUAACCUUGCUACAACACACUGGUGUUGCAUCCAGUUUCGAGGGCAUGCCUUCCUGUUUUAUUGAUAUUCAAUUUUACCAUUUUGGUUACUUUUUGGUACAUAUGACUCUUUCCAUCCCAUAACUUCAUGGCUUCAUGCUUCAUUUUCGAGAUACCCAAAAUAAAGAGUUGUGCGGUUAAUAUUACAAAGUAUUUAUUUUCUUUCUAAAUAAACCUCAACAUCACAAUUUUAUUUUAUUCUUAAUAGUUGUGCCAAAAGUAAAUGGGGAGACAAUAACUGGAUGGGUAAUGCAAAAGGCACCAGCGUACACAUCUAUUUAUUACUUUAUUACUUUGCAUAGUUUGCAUAGAGCUUUAAAAAUGUUGUAUGAGAUGAGAAAGUUUCAGUGGUAAGCGCCUAUGUAUUACAAGUGAGGUUAGAAUCAUACUCAAGUGAUGGGUUAUGGAACCCGGGUCUAGAAUGAAGCUAGAAGACCUCACCUUGUGAACUAUAAAUGUGGAUUCAAUAGUAUCCAAGUUGGC